Drosophila eugracilis is the source of this 1070-nucleotide messenger RNA. RefSeq names its product peritrophin-44. The record is from RefSeq and is a predicted model, not a curated record. Gene Ontology annotation, molecular function: chitin binding. The transcript is spliced from 2 exons. Gene Ontology annotation, cellular component: extracellular region. The coding region runs from base 51 to 1052 and encodes 333 amino acids. Lineage: Eukaryota; Metazoa; Arthropoda; Insecta; Diptera; Drosophilidae.
CGAGAAUGAAACUCAGUAAGAGUUGUUAGUUCGUCGAAAGUUGAUCUGCGAUGGAAAAGUCCAAAGUUUACGCUUCCCUGGCACUGUUGGUACUCAUCCAAGUGAGUAAUUUUCAUUUGGCCAGGAGUGGUGACAUUUGCCGCUUGUUCUCCAAUGGAACAGUGAUCCGAGAUCCGGAUUCGUGCAGCCAAUGGAUAACUUGCAUCGACUCCGUGAGCCACUAUAGCACCUGCACGGGAUCCACGCCAUUCUUCGAUAAGGAUCAGAGCAAAUGUGUCAAGAGUUUAAAAUCAAGUUCAAGCUGUUCGAUUUCCUGCGAGGGCAAGGCUACCCAAUUCGUUGCCGAUCCAAAGUCCUGCAAGGGCUACUACUAUUGUUCCGAUCAGGAGACGGCCGUAUACGGCACCUGUCCUCAGGACACCCACUUCAAUGCCACCACCCAGAUGUGUUCGCGCCUAUACGAAUCGGAUUGUACAACCAGCAGUUUUGAAUACUGCAACAUUGUUAAGGACAAAGUGAAUUUUGACAAUCUCCAGGCCUGCGAUAAGUAUCAUUAUUGUCAAAAUGGUGUACUGCUGGAUAAGACCUGUUCGAAUUUAUAUUAUCAAGCCAGCACAGGAACUUGCGUGUCCAAGGCUCUGGUCGAUUGCGAUGCCCAUCCCUUGCCCACAGAUGUCUGUGGAAAGGCCAGUAAGCCCAAAGAGAACGUGUUCGUAUCGGAUGGUGCCACAUGUCGUGGUUAUUUCUAUUGUGCCCAACAAAAAGAUGGCACUCCGGACUCGAAUCCCUCCUGGAACCAGUGUCCCCAGGACAAAUUCUUCGAUUCCACCAGUCAGAUGUGCAUAUCCCCCAAUUCGGUCAAAUGCACUGAAGAUCGUUGCGAUGGACGAACUCUGAACUUUGUAGUUAGUAGCACUACGGGUUGCCGGAAUUAUCUGAGCUGCUCCAACGGAGUUACUCAAUACGAGAAGUCCUGCGGCAACUUGUUUUUCGACGAGGAGUUGGGAGGUUGCGUUUCUACUGUAAAAACCUAUACUGUUUGUACAAAGUAAUUAUAUUUAAUAAAGAAC